Molecule: messenger RNA, 1013 nt
Organism: Musca domestica (house fly)
Lineage: Eukaryota; Metazoa; Arthropoda; Insecta; Diptera; Muscidae
Exons: 2
Coding region: 304-1002 (232 amino acids)
Biological process (GO): regulation of transcription by RNA polymerase II
Cellular component (GO): transcription regulator complex; nucleus
Source: RefSeq, a predicted model, not a curated record
UGCCGCAAUGCGCCAAUUAUUGGUGCAUUUUAUAUGCCAAUCGUGUGAUUGCACAAUUUAUUGUCCAAUGCGACAAUCAAAAAUAAAUUGUGCUGAUUUGCGGCAAUCAAAUACAACUCUGGUACGACAAUCGUGUGAACUGUUAAUAGACAACCUUGCGCAAAUUUAAAUUUGAAAAAUGCGUCAAUAUUUAUUGUUUUCUAGUGCGUCAAUCAAAGAAGACAAUACGCGUCAAUAACCUGAUUUUUUUUAAAUAAUAUUUUUUCUUGUGUUUGUACCGUCAACAUUUCUUUGUCCUUUAAUAUGGAAUUCGGUGAUUGCAUUGUAUACGAAAAUUCAGCUGAGCUUGAGUUCUUUUCCCCCGAUCAGCAACCAGAAACACCUGUGCCGAAAAAAAGAAAAAAACCAAGUGUAAUUUGUUCCUGGACCUACACUGCAAUACAGGAGCUGAUACAAGCUGUGGAACAGCAUCCAUGUGUUUGGCAGUAUUCAUCCACCGAGUACAAAGAUAGGAAUAAACGGGAGCAGGCAUGGCGGGAAAUUGAAAAAAUGUGUACAGGGCACACGGUGGAAGACUGCAAGGCCAAAUGGUGCAACAUUAAAACGGCCUUUCAAAAUGUAAAAAAAAAACUAAAAUCAAAAUCUGGUCAGGGAGCCGAAAAUACCAUACCACAUUGGCCGCAUUGGUCUGCAAUGCAAUUUUACAACGACCACUCUGUGUCAAAAAUGUCAAGUACAGUGUCAACAUUAGAUUUGGAUGACUCUGGAAGUACUUCACAACAUGCCGCUGCUGAGAUUGUAAAGGUAGACAAAAGUGACAUUUUGCAGCGUGCAGUUAAGUGUUUAGAUGCGGAGGAAGAUAAUUGGCACGCGAUUGGGAUGUAUUUGGCAUCACAAAUGCGAGAAAUUGCCAAGAAAAACAAGAAGGCUGCGAACAAACUGCAUUUCCAGCUUGUCAAAGUCGUAAUGGAUGCAGCUUUGGAAGCUGAAGAAGAUAAUUAAGCCUUGAUAAA